This is a messenger RNA of Capronia coronata CBS 617.96, 972 nucleotides long. RefSeq lists its product as uncharacterized. Gene Ontology annotation, cellular component: plasma membrane; fungal-type vacuole. NCBI's taxonomy places the organism in Eukaryota, Fungi, Ascomycota, Eurotiomycetes, Chaetothyriales, Herpotrichiellaceae. The transcript is spliced from 4 exons. The record is from RefSeq and is a predicted model, not a curated record. Bases 1 to 972 code for a protein of 323 amino acids.
AUGUCAGACAACUCCCCAACCUACGUCUCGCCAGAUGGCAUUCUGUACAUCGCGGGCGGCGACAACUCCAACUGCACGGUGUCCGCAUGUCCCGUCGAGAUCAGCGUCUACGGGUAUCGCCCCUCGCUAGGAGCCAGCGGGGCUCUCAUCGGCCUGUAUGCGGUGUGCAUGGUCAUUCAGAUCCUCCUGGGUUGGCGCUACAGAGCCUGGGGCUUCAUGGCCGCCAUGCUGCUCGGCUGUAUUGACGAAAUCCUCGGAUAUGUUGGGAGAAUUCUGCUAUGGCAGAACCCUUGGGGACAUCCAGGCUUUAUUAUGCAGAUUGUCCUGAUCACCAUCGGCCCCGUCUUCUUCUCAGCCGCCAUCUAUGUGAUGCUCUCCCAAAUAAUCACAUAUAUCUCCGUCCAACACUCCCGCUUCAGACCACAGUUCUUCUACUAUAUCUUCAUCCCCUGCGACAUCAUAAGCCUGAUCCUCCAAGCCGUCGGCGGCGCCAAAUCCUCCACCUCGAACGGCGCAGAUGCCUCAGGCGUCAAUAUCGCCCUGGCCGGUCUGGCAUUCCAGGUUGCCACACUGGUCGUCUUCGUCAUCAUGACAGUGGACUACUUCAUCCGCAGCCGCAGUGUCUGGCGCAGCGUGCGUCUACCGAGGAGAUUCUUGGUCUUUGUGACCUUUCUGUCGCUGGCCACGCUCUUCAUCCUCAUUCGAUGCUGCUAUCGUGUGUACGAGCUCAACGAGGGGUAUUCGCGGGACAGCGAGGCGUUGAGAGACGAGGAUCUGUUUGUUGGAUUGGAGUCGGUGAUGGUUAUUCUGGCAGCUUAUUGCUUGAUCGUGGCCCAUCCAGGUGUGGGAUUCAACCGGGGCGAACGCGGUCUCGUGGUCGAUGAAAAGACGGGUCAGGUUGAAGAACGCACAUUGGAUCAGAGCGGAGCGGGUUUGGUCCCCAAAUCUGCCGCGUUGCAUAAUACUGUCUGA